Messenger RNA from Punctularia strigosozonata HHB-11173 SS5, 1696 nucleotides. Its product is annotated as LuxS/MPP-like metallohydrolase. Gene Ontology annotation, molecular function: metal ion binding; metalloendopeptidase activity. Bases 4 to 1578 code for a protein of 524 amino acids. The record is from RefSeq and is a predicted model, not a curated record. The transcript has 4 exons. NCBI's taxonomy places the organism in Eukaryota, Fungi, Basidiomycota, Agaricomycetes, Corticiales, Punctulariaceae. Gene Ontology annotation, cellular component: mitochondrion.
ACGAUGCAUCACACUUCCAGGACCGCGCUGCGCCGCUCACUGAAGCGAGUUCACCAAAGAACUCUUUCUACGUCGGCACCGGCACCACCGGUUCAAAUAACUACCUUACCCAACAAGAUCCGGGUUGCAACGGAAGCCACCCCAAGCCACUUCUCGGCUCUGGGGCUCUAUGUCGACGCGGGCUCUCGCUAUGAAACGCCGUCUACCCUUGGAGUUAGCCACUUUGUGGACAGAUUGGCAUUUAAGACCACGGCCACACGCUCUCAGGAGGAGAUGUCUGCUGCCAUCGACCAGAUGGGAGGGCAAAUAAUGUGUGCUUCAGCAAGGGAAUCCAUGAUGUAUCAGUCAACGCACUUCCACCAGGCGAAUCCAUUAGCCUUGUCACUCAUAGCCGAUACGGUCAUCAACCCCGCUUUUCUCGACGACGAAAUUAGUUUGCAGCGCGAUGCUGCUCGUUACGAAAUCCGGGAAAUCAAUUCAAAGCCGGACAUGAUACUUCCGGAAAUCUUACAUGAAGUUGCAUACGACGGCAAGACGCUUGGCAUCCCGCUCUUAUGCCCCGAAGAGCGAAUAGAUCACAUCAAUCGGGAUUGCAUUCGGGAGUACAUGCAACGCCUUUACACCCCGGAGCGCAUGGUCGUUGCUGGUGCAGGAAUGCAGCACGAAGAGCUGGUCGAACUGGUGGACAAAUACUUCUCGUCGUUGAAGCCCACUACCUUCAUCCCGCCGCAUCCCCUGCAGCCAACCUCCCGCCAAAAUAAUCCGCAACAUCCUGUUGCACCACAUCUGAUCCCUAAAUCGCCCGGUUCGCUCUACAAGUCCCUCACGCGGGCCGCUUCGUAUUUGACCCCCUCCGUCACGCUAGAACCCGGCUACUCAUCUGUUCUGAACCCGCAAUCUACGUACACUGGUGGCCAUCGCUUCCUCCAUCGAGAAGACAGCGAAUUCAACCACUUAUAUCUUGCCUUUGAGGGUGUCAGCAUACACGACGAUGACAUCUAUGCCCUAGCGACUAUGCAAGUACUUCUUGGAGGAGGGGGAAGCUUUUCAGCAGGAGGCCCAGGGAAAGGAAUGUACUCACGUCUGUACACCCACAUUCUCAACCACUACCCGCAGGUCGAUCACUGCGCCUCCUUCCACCAUAUAUACAGUGAUUCCUCCUUGUUCGGCCUUUUCGCAUCCUUCGUGCCCAAAGCAGGUCGCCACCAUGGCAAUACAGCCGACCAAAUCCUACCUCAUCUCGUACAUCAACUAAGUUUGCUGCUCUACGCGCCAGUCUCCGAAACUGAGCUCAGCCGCGCGAAGAACCAGCUAAAAUCUAGUCUGAUGAUGGCCCUCGAAAGUCGAGCUGUUGAAGUAGAGGACCUUGGACGUCAGAUCCUCGUACACGGUCGCAAGAUUUCCGUAUCCGAGAUGUGUGAAAAAGUGGAUGAGUUGACGCCCGAGUCCAUUCGCAAAACCGCAGAGCGCGUCUUCGGGCCUCGAUCGGGCAACAAGGCGACAAUCGUCUGCAUGGGUCGGGACGAUGUCAGAGAUUGGAAGGGCGUCCUCCGCAAGUAUAGUGUAGCCGGAGCUUGAAGGCGUUCUUGGCGUACAUUCGCUAUUUUAACAUAUAUUAAUCUACCCUUUAGUCGAGCCCAUGCGUCCUUGGCGCCACUCACUAUCACUGCCUGCUAUGUGUACCUGUUUCAUUACC